Molecule: messenger RNA, 4079 nt
Organism: Xyrichtys novacula (pearly razorfish)
Lineage: Eukaryota; Metazoa; Chordata; Actinopteri; Labriformes; Labridae
Source: the annotation of a GenBank genome assembly
AAUGCCUCACGGCUUCCAGCAACAAGGAAGCGUGAUAAUGACAGGAACAACGUCGUCAACUGUUGACAUCGAGAUUUUGGGCUAACAGAGGCCCAUUUACCUACAUGUUGUAAUUAUUUGUAAAAUUAUCGCAAAUUCGUACUCUUCAGAAGUCAUGGCGGCAAAGACACAUCAGCUUAGUGAGUCUGUGGUGAUUCGCAGCCUUCGGCGUUUCAGAGACAGAUACUUUCCCCACAGCAGAGGGGAUGUGGACGGAGUUCUGGCAUCUGUGGAGGACUCACAGGAUGAACACCAACCGGGCUUUUUGGACAGUUUACCGGUGAGAGAAUCAUGCUGAGACCGCCCAAGUUUAAAGCGGAAAAAUACGUCUUAAAUUGCCCGUUUACGGUCAGUUACUGUCAGGGUUGAAAAAUAGCUACAACUUAAAUGAAAAGAUGAAACACUUUACAUUGGGAACAUUAAUAAUAUUGGUAACAAAGGGAGGAAAAAAUAUCAAAUUAAACUUCUAUUUUCUCUUAAAUAAAUAAAGGGCAGACUUUGUACUUAGCCUGACCUUUGUAUACGGAAGAGUGGGGUAAGUUGAGCCACCCCCUGUUGCUUAGAAACGGUAAAAGAAAUUGAUCAUGUGACUAAAUAUUUAGGAGAUAAGCAUCAAUUCAUAAAGUCUGUGAAGGUUAGAAGUACAUGGGUAAAAGGGUUAGAAAUUUUUUUUUUUUUUUAAAGGAAAAAAACAUUUUUCACUCUUGAAAGUGAAUUUAGUCUGUCAAAAGUUUUAUUAGAAGUGUGCUCAGACCAAAAAAGAUCAUUUUGACCACUUGGUCAAGUGAGUCUCCUUUAAGCUUCUAGCCCAAUAUCCUUUUCACUUUAGCGCAGUUUGAUCUGCUAUGUAUUAGGGGUGGUAAAAAAUUGAUUCACAUAAGUAAAUUUUUGUUUUACAAUUUUUAAAUCCGUUUUUAUGUUCAAAAAUCGUUUUUUUUUUCUUUAAAUUGAAGAAUGAAUCUUUAAAAACUAACUCACAUGUGAUGUGUGUUUUUUGAGGAAAUUGGGUGCCUGUUAUAGUCAGUAGACAAUCAUAAUAUUCAACUGUUUCACUGGUGUUAAAAAUGCAGACUGAAUAUUGAGAAAAUUGACAAUAUUGUAGAAUCGCAAUUUAUAUGGAAGUGGCAUCCAAAAAUUAAUAGAAGAAUUGAAUCAUGAAAAAAGCAUAUCAUCCCAGCCCUACUAUGUAUAAGCAUGGUGUCUUGUGUACUGUCUCCACUUCUCCUGUUUUGCGUUGAAUAUCUUACUUUUCCAACUCUUAGAUUUCAUUUGUUUUAGUCUCUUAAUCUUUAAAACAAAUUGGUACAUUAAAACUGAAUCUUGUGAGCCCAGGAUCAAUAAAACAUAGCAGCUUUUGAUAACGGUCCACAGUAUUUAAUUUAACAUGUCCUGCCUCUUUAGGUGGACAUUCAGUUUUUGAUCAUGAGCUAUCUGUGUCCUGCGGACAUCUGUCGCCUUGGAGCCUCAAGUCGAUACUGGAAGGCAAUGGUUAAAGAUCCUUUACUGUGGAGAUACUUCCUGCUCAGGGACAUGCCACACUGGUCCUCCAUUGAUCACAUGAGCAUGCCCCAGCUAGAGUCACUGGAUGCACCUCUGAUCAAUGCAGAUGAGAGCCUGGAUGAAAGGGAAGAGGGGGGCAACAAAGGGAUGGACCUGAAAUUUGACUAUAUGUCAGAGUGAGUAUCUUAAAUCUUUCUCACUUCUUGUACAUAAAUAAAAAAAGCUUAGGAACCAUUGUGACUCUUAUUUUUGCUCCAACAGAUACCUGAAAGGUUGCCCAUCCUGCAGACAGCAAUGGCUUCCUUCCCGUCCAGCGUAUGAAGUUGUGACUUCAUUCCUUCAGUCUCUGGUGCCCUCAGCUGAACCCCGCUACGCCAUGUUUGGCCCCGGCAUGGAGCAGCUGGAUGUCUCUUUAGUCACAAGGCUUAUGCAUGCACCAGAUGUGCUUCCUGUGUCUGGCACUCCACACAGACAGAUUAAUGGUGACAUGUCACUGAAAUGAUAAAAUUCUUUUAGUUUUCUCUCAGUAUCAAUUUACUGUGAAAAAUCUCCUUUAACCAGCAGUAAAGUGCAUAUUUUUCUAAUGCUUAUUUUUAGCUGUUGUUGGUUUAUUUUCCCACCACUAGGCGGCAGUAACUGCCCAAAAUUGAUGUGUAAUUGUGUCUGUUAUUGAGAACUCAUGCCAAACUUUUCUGUCUUUCUAGGUAUUGGCUCAGGUAUCAGUUACCUGUUCAAUAACCAACACAAAUUUAAUAUCCUUACUCUGUAUUCAACAAACAGGUAAGCACCCUGCACGUAAAGUUUGUAUAUGAGUUGAAUUGACUUGUUUUCUUUCAAUAAUAUUGUCAACUUAACUGUGUGUUUUUGUGUCCAGGGCAGAGAGGGAAAGAGCCAGGGUGCAACAGGAGAGCAUCAGUAAUAAACUUUUCACUUUAGAAGGAACAGAUGACUCAGGUCACUUGAUCUACAGCCCCUCUUCUCAGGUCCAGCAAGUGUGCCAGGUGGUGGAUGGUUUCAUUUAUGUUGCCAAUGCAGAGCCAGGCAAAGGUACAGUCAGAAAAGAACAUUUACUGUUUUUAGUUUCUGUUCUCCAGCUGUAACAGUGUCCAGUUGGUUUCCAGCUCAGAGCCUCUCCAUUAACAACGUUGUCUCCACAGGGGAAGGUGAGUCUGAGAUGGCUCAGAUCCGGGCUGUGCUGAGCUGUGCCAAAGCUCCAGCAUCCAGGCCUCUGCUGGUGCUCUCAUGUGUGUCCAGAGAAGAACCAGAGGCAGUCAGCAGAAACAUGGCCAGGCGUCGAACUCCCUGUGUUUACAUGGCAAAGAGACUUGGCCUCUCUCAACUGUCUAAUCCCUGGAUGGUAACUGUUUGACUAUAAAUCAUACAAAGGUCUGAAGACUUUUUAAUCCAAAAACUUACUUACUCUGAAGAAACCCUCCAGCUGUGGUUGUGUUUCUCUCUCUCAUUCAGGUCCAGGAUACUGUGGCAGAAACCCUGUCAGGUCUUUUGGAUGGUGUUUCCUGGCUGCUGAGAUGCUCUGGAGUCAAACUCUCUGGUAGCUAGUUCACUAACCUCUGCUAAUGCCAGAAAAAUUAUAACCAUAGACAUUACUGCUGUGUCAUCCUGACACAAAAACACUCUGGCAUUUCCUGAGUAAUGUGCACCAAAUUUGCACUCACUGUCUCUGGAUGAGAAAACUGCCUGUGGAAUUCACUGAGUUUGAUUCGCAGGAGGACUAUCAGGGUGACAGAGUUCAAUGGCAGAGACCUCGUUCAUAUUGACGAAGACUAACAAAGUGUUUACACAAGGACUGAAGGUUAUACACACACAUUCGUAAGAUUUUUUUCUGCAUGCUGAAAUCUAAAUACCAGCUGUGUACGGCAUCUCUCUUGAAGAUGCUGUACACAGUAAUUAUCUGUCUACAUUUGGCUGCCUAUUUAAGAUUAAAAUCUCCUUCACCCUGUUUGACUUAGCUUCCACAGGAAGCAACAACAAUCUCCAACCUAGAGUCCUUAGGAGAUGCCGGUUCUGAAAGAGAUUGGGUCAGCUGUGAAAGGCUCAGCCAGACAUUUUUACUAGAGUUGGGACAGUGCUAUGUAAGAGCUCAGUAAAAUAAAUGGUAGGAGGAAGGAUAAUCUACAACCAGGUAUAGAGAUUAAUAUGAUCAGGUGUAGAACAAUUAAAUCAAAAGUUUGACCCAUUCUGUUCAUUUUUUUCUGUAAAACUGAAGGUCUCAUUGGCUUAUUCCUUUUCUUAAAUACAACAAUGAAGUUCGUGCUGCCUUAAUGUAUGUGCCAUAUAAUGACACAGGUUUAGAAGUUACAACCUGCCACAUUAUUGAUUAAAUUAAGAAGCGAAGCUAUAAUACAAGCAUAUUGAUUUUUAUGACAUUAAGAGAACUAUGUUUUAAUCAAAACACUUUUGCGUAUACAUGGACAAAAUACUUUCCAAUCUUAAAUGUUUACAUUUUUAUCAGUAGCACAAUCACUCUUUUCUGUAAAGUGUAUGAAAAUAAACUAUUAUUGUGGUGGAUGAAUCACCCA